CAUCAGUGCGCGCCGCGGCUGAGUUGGGUUGUUUCUGUCCGCCGCUUUAGGACUGAGGCCGCGGCGCGGAAGACUCGCCUGGAACUGUGUGGUUGGAGCGACUCGGGCCCUACCUGCCAUGUCGGAUAGUGCGGAGAGUUCGGCGGAGGCCCACAGCUCUUCUGAGUCCUCCGCUCAAGGCUUCGCUGCUGCCGAGCCGCGGAUCAUCAAAAUCACGGUGAAGACUCCCAAGGAGAAGGAAGAGUUCGCUGUGCCCGAGACCAGUAGCAUCCAACAGUUCAAGGAAGAAAUCUCUAAGCAUUUCAAGUCCCACACUGAUCAACUUGUUUUGAUAUUUGCUGGAAAAAUUUUAAAAGAUCAAGAUACUUUGAUUCAACAUGGGAUUCAUGAUGGACUCACUGUUCACCUGGUCAUCAAAAUGCAAAACAGAUCACAAGACCAUCCAGAUCAACAAACACACACCACUGGCAGUAUUGCUACCACAUCAAUAUCAAGCAGUAAUACCUCAACACCAACUUCAACAAAUAUUAGUUCUUUUGCCUUGGGUGGCCUUGAAGGUUUGACAGGCCUGAGCAGCCUGGGUUUAAAUGCAUCAAACUUUUCAGAGUUGCAAAGUCAGAUGCAACGACAACUUAUGUCCAACCCAGAAAUGAUGGUUCAGAUAAUGGAAAAUCCGUUUGUUCAGAGCAUGCUUUCAAAUCCUGACCUGAUAAGACAGUUAAUUAUGGCUAACCCUCAAAUGCAGCAACUGGUACAGAGAAAUCCAGAAAUCGGUCACAUGCUGAAUAAUCCAGAUAUAAUGAGACAGACACUAGAACUUGCUAGAAACCCUGCAAUGAUGCAGGAAAUGAUGCGAAACCAAGACCGAGCCUUGAGCAACCUUGAAAGCAUACCAGGUGGCUACAAUGCCUUGCGACGUAUGUACACAGAUAUUCAGGAGCCAAUGUUGAACGCAGCUCAGGAACAGUUUGGAGGUAACCCAUUUGCUUCCUUAGUAAGCAAUGAAUCAUCAGGAGGGGACAGUCAGCCAUCUCGUACAGAAAAUAGAAAUCCUUUACCAAAUCCCUGGGCUCCUCAGUCCAGCUCUCAGAAUUCCACAAGUACCAGCACCAGUGGUGAGAACAGUGGCAAUAGUAAUGUCAGAAAUAACACCUCUGCUAGUAUGGGACAGAGCUCAACUAUACCAAAUUUGGGAUCUGGACUAGGAGUUGGUAUGUUCAACACACCAGGAAUGCAGAGCUUGUUCCAGCAGAUAACAGAAAAUCCACAACUUAUGCAAAAUAUGUUGUCUGCACCCUAUAUGAGAAGCAUGAUGCAGUCAUUGAGCCAGAAUCCUGAUCUUGCAAUACAGAUGAUGUUGAAUAAUCCUUUAUUUGCUGGAAAUUCUCAACUUCAGGAGCAAAUGAGACGACAGCUUCCUACCUUCCUUCAACAAAUGCAGAAUCCUGACACAUUAUCAGCUAUGUCAAACCCUAGAGCAAUGCAGGCUUUACUACAGAUUCAGCAGGGCUUGCAGACAUUAGCAAUGGAAGCACCAGGACUUAUACCAGGAUUCAAUCCUGGUUUAGGUGGAUUGGGAAGCACUGGAGCUCCUACAGGGUCCACUGUACCUAGUUCAAUUCCCAGUGAAAAUACAAGCCCAAUAUCAGGGGCCACUGAUCCUGGUCACCAGCAGUUUGUCCAACAGAUGUUGCAGGCACUUGCUGGUGCAAAUGCUCAGCAGUUACAAAAUCCAGAAGUUAGAUUUCAGCAACAACUGGAGCAGCUGAGUGCAAUGGGCUUUUUGAACCAUGAAGCAAACUUACAAGCUCUAAUAGCAACAGGAGGAGAUAUCAGUGCGGCUAUUGAAAGACUGCUUGGUGCUCAGCUUUCAUAGCACUAUUUCUUUAACUUGAAAAAAUGUAAUUUAUUUUUGAUAACAGCUCUUAAAUCUUUAAAACAGUUGCUUUAUUUCAUUCUGACUCUUGUGUUUGCCUUGUUAUAACUAAGUCAUGCAUUUUAAGGUCAAGUGUAGUAGUUUUCUUCAAAUAGGGAAUUGAUGCAUUUUCACUCAGUUAUUGUGUGCAUCACUUUUGUUCUUCAUUAUUUCUUAAUUUUUUUUAACAAUAUCAGCUUUCACAGUUGAUUGAGCAGGUUUUGUUAAACUUGCAACUGUCCAAUUUAUUUACUACUAAACCAUUAACCUUCAGUAGUAAUUUAUGUAGGAUACAAAUUCAAAAGGAAACAAUUGAAAGCUAUAAUAUGUGGGUACCAGUGCUGCUUACGGUGAUUUAGGCAUGUAUUUUUUCUGCUAGAAAAUUGCUGUAAGAUUUAUACCACUUUGAGUAAUCUACCAUUUUUGCUUUUAUUUGUAUGAAGUAUAAACACGGCAUAUACAAUGGAGACAUCUCAUUUAUAUAAAUUUACACAUUGCAAUAGAAUGAAAUUUUAAGUAACCAAAAAAGGCCAGGGAAAAGAAAAAGUAGUAAGACAGGGGGUUUAGUGUAGAAUCUUCCAGCAUAUUAUGUAAACAACUCAGAAAAAAUGCUUA
This is a messenger RNA of Myiozetetes cayanensis, 2530 nucleotides long. RefSeq names its product ubiquilin-1-like. The transcript has 11 exons. The record is from RefSeq and is a predicted model, not a curated record. The coding region runs from base 119 to 1876 and encodes 585 amino acids. Gene Ontology annotation, molecular function: polyubiquitin modification-dependent protein binding. Gene Ontology annotation, biological process: ubiquitin-dependent protein catabolic process. NCBI's taxonomy places the organism in Eukaryota, Metazoa, Chordata, Aves, Passeriformes, Tyrannidae. Gene Ontology annotation, cellular component: cytosol.